UCAUGGUGGUCCUUUGUAGAUCAAUGAUUCACAUGGAAAAUCUAAUAAAAGUACAAACUAAACCAUUUUUAAUUCUGAUAGUCUUUUUCUUUUAGAUUUUCAAAGAUUCAAGAACCAUUAAAAAAACCAGGUCAAAUUGUUUAAUUGAUAGCUUAUUAAUACCAAAAACUUGAAGAGAAGACUUUAGUUUAAAAAUAGUCUCAUGCAGACAUAUUCAACAUUCUCCUUUUUCAUGUAACCGACAUGCUUCAGCAUCCUCCCUUGCUUAUAAAUUCAGGUAACUAAAUACAAACUACAAAUCACUUAAUCCCCCAUCAAAAUCUUGCUUUCGUGCUGAAUAGGACCACCAUGGAGUAUCUUAACCUCCUGCAAGUCCUCCUUGCAAUGGUUGUCAUCUUCUUCGUCCAUCGCCUCCUGAUUGUAUCCGGAAAGAAAAAAUUAAAAAAUGAAGCGCCGGAACCGAAAGGCAAAUGGCCGGUUCUCGGGCAUUUGCCACUGCUCGCGGGCUCUGCACUCCCGCACCGAACAUUGGCUGCUCUCGCAGAGAAAUAUGGCCCUGUUCUAACCCUCCGCCUCGGAUCACGAUUGACGCUGGUUGUGAGUAGCUGGGAAUUUGCCAAGGAAUGCUUCACUACUAACGACCGGGUCUUCGCGACCCGCCCAGACAACCCAGCCUCGGAGCACUUAGCCUACAACAAAGCCAUGCUGGGGUUCGCUCCCUAUGGGCCAUACUGGCGGGAGUCGCGUAAGAUUGCCACUCUAGAGCUCUUUUCGGCCCGCCGCCUAGAGCUUCUAAAGCAUGUGCGUGUCUCCGAGGUCGAUAUGUGCGUGGGGGAGUUGUAUAAUCAGUGGUCUCUGGACAGGAAAGAUGGAAAUAUAACAGUGGACAUGAAGCAGAAGCUGGAGGACUUGACAUUGAAUGUUGUCACCAGGAUGGUGGCCGGGAAGCGGUACUACGGCACAGGAGUCGGUGUCGAGGGCGGUGAGGCAAGGCGCUUUCAGCAACUGAUCGAGGAGCUGUUUCGACUCGCCGCCACUUUCGACAUCACGGAUUCGCUUCCAUUCUUGAGGUGGGCUGGGAUUGGGGGCUACAAGAGAGAAAUGGUACGGGUGUCAAGUGAAUUAGGAGAGACGUUUGAAAGGUGGGCAGAGGAUAAAAAGCAGCAGAAGAGCGCCGGCAACGAUUUCUUGGAUGUGCUCGUGGCCACUGUAAAGGAGGGCACCUUCCCUACAGACCAUACUCCAAAUACCAUUAUCAAAGGCAUAGCAGUGAAUAUCAUAAUGGCAGGAACCGACACCUCGGCUGCCACAAUGACGUGGGCCCUGGCCGCGCUGGUGAACACGCGCCAUGUGCUAGAGAAGGUCCAGGCCGAGCUAGACGUUCACGUUGGCAGGGACCGUAUGGUCGAAGAGGCUGACGUCAAACACCUCACAUACCUAAAUGCGGUGAUCAAGGAGAUCAUGCGCCUCUACCCCGCGGGCCCGCUCCUUGUCCCCCACGAGGCCAUGGAGGACUGCACGGUGGGGGGAUUCAAGGUGCGGGCUGGCACCCGCCUCCUAGUGAACGCAUGGAAAAUACACAGAGAUCCUCGUGUAUGGGAAGAUGCAGAGGAGUUCAAGCCUGAGAGGUUCCUGACCACCAAGGCAGAUGUGGAUGUCUAUGGAAAGCAUUUCGAAUACAUUCCGUUCGGCGCCGGGAGACGGUCGUGCCCCGGGCUGUCUCUGGCCCUCCAUGUCAUGCACUUGACGUUGGCACGUCUGUUGCAGGCAUUCGAGUGGGGCACCCAGACAGGAGAGAAGGUGGACAUGGGUGAGAACUUUGGUUUAACACUUCGAAAGGAUGGACCUCUCGAACUCACUGUGAAGCCUCGAUUGCCAUUACAGCUUUACCAGUAGAGGUCUACUUGACAUAAAAAUAGAAAUAUGGGUCGAGGAAAGAUGGUGUGAUUUGCUCUUGUGUUUUCACUAGGAUAGUGUGAUUUUUUUUGCAGCAGAAAGGAAAGGAAAAGAAUUUGUCGAGCACAAAUAGUAUUGACUUUUGUUAGUGGUAUUUGUAUGACUUCGAAUUUUGGAAUUUUGCAGUGCAGUUUGUAUA
Molecule: messenger RNA, 2095 nt
Organism: Amborella trichopoda
Lineage: Eukaryota; Viridiplantae; Streptophyta; Magnoliopsida; Amborellales; Amborellaceae
Product: xanthotoxin 5-hydroxylase CYP82C4
Molecular function (GO): monooxygenase activity; heme binding; oxidoreductase activity, acting on paired donors, with incorporation or reduction of molecular oxygen
Source: RefSeq, a predicted model, not a curated record